UCAGACUCUGAUCAGCUGUUCACUGCUGUGGUUUGGCCACUGGCUCACACUGCAGGGACCGAGUGGAAACGUUCUCAGCCCGUUUCUCUCCCUGGAGCCCCCCGGGGAGUCACAGCUGCCAGAGGCCCCCCCAGAGGCUCCCGCUGCCCGGACCCCGGGACAUGGCUGAGGACCCAGAUGGCAGCAGGGCCCCUCUCCUGCCAGGCACUGCGGAGUCCCCUGUGCACCCUGCCCUGAGCUUCCUGGGGAAGGUGGUGGCCUCGGUGCUGCCCAUUGCCAGCAUCGUCAUCGGAGCCCUGUACCUGGGCCAGUGCCCCUGCCAGCACCUCCUGCCCUAUUACCUGCUGGUGGGGGGCAGCAUGGUCCUGCUGUUCCUGCUGCUCAGCUGCCUGCCCUGUGGUGAUGGGACGGACCCCCCGCAGCUGAGCCCUGGUGCCCGCGGCUGGAGAGCGCUUUUCCUGCUCUUCCUCUUCGCGUGGUUCAUCACUGGUAAUGUCUGGGUCUACUCCAUCUACCCCCCAGAGUACAAGGACCCCCACAAUCCGAACUUCUGCCACCAAAUCCUCUACCUCUUCGCUUUCUGGGUCACCACGCUGGUGUACGUGGCGCUGGGGGUCACGUUGCUGGCGGCUCUCAGCAUCCUGGGCUGCCUGCUGCUGCUGCGGGCGCGGCUGCCCUGGCUGCAGCGGGGAGAUGGAUACCCCUAGCCAGGGUGUGGGGGGGAGACAGAGGGGGGUUAAUAAAGGCCUGAACCAUGGCUGGUGAGCAGUCAUUCUUGUCUGGGGGGCACCUCCCAUCAGCCCCCUGGAGCAGCCAUACCUCAGUCAGACUCCCAGGAUCCCCUAAGGCAGAGCCCUCAGAGCCAGACCCCUGCUUGGGUAGCAGCUAUGG
Chelonoidis abingdonii (Abingdon island giant tortoise) is the source of this 891-nucleotide messenger RNA. RefSeq names its product transmembrane protein 272-like. NCBI's taxonomy places the organism in Eukaryota, Metazoa, Chordata, Testudines, Testudinidae. The record is from RefSeq and is a predicted model, not a curated record.